AUGGAAGACUAUACAGCAAUACGGGUAUACCUCCAGCCAAUCUUUCUGGAUCGCCAUGGUGUCCUGCUUUGCGUGCUGGUGCAGCUCAUCUCCAUGUACGUUGUCGGCUCCAUAUCUGGCUUCGCCUUGCCUUGGUUGAGUCCACGGGUCAAAUCCCUUCCAGACCGCCGACAAAAGCAAUUGGCCAUUGCUGUGCCGGUCAUCCUUCUAAAGGCCAUCGUCAUGUUGCUCAUUGUCGACGUCCUCUUGUCUUCACCGCUUUUCUGUGAUCAUUCCUCGACGUGCAAUGGUGGGCCUGCUUUGGAUUAUCGGUUUCAGACUCUGUACUUUGUAGCCAUCAGCUACAUUUUUGAAAUCCUCCAGCGGCCUUCCUCUGCCGAGCUCGUCGCUCAUCAUUUGUACCUGCAGGGCCUACCAUGCUAUUACUGGUUCUACCUUCAACAUCAGCCCACGAUGCACAUUGACCUAGCUCUACGCUUCUUUGAGCUCAUGGUCCUAUUGGGUCCCGGGGCGACGGAUAUAACAUCUGAUAUCACCUUCCUGCUCUACUAUACUGCUCCUAGGUCGCGGACCGGACUUGGCUUUACCAAGGCAAUGUCUUGGAUCGCUACGGUCAUGAGAGCAGUGCAGUGGAUUGCCCUGACCAGCUACGGGUAUCUGCGUUAUAAUGAGGCCGUUUUUUUGCUGUCUUCCACUGAAAAGGUAGUUUUUGCCAUUUCAGUAGCAUUGUGGGUUUGGACCGAGGUUGAUGAGAUUCUGAAGAUCAGAGGCAUGGUCGACAAAUUUCAGAAAAGCCUCGACAAAAAGACUUUGUGA
Messenger RNA from Pestalotiopsis fici W106-1, 816 nucleotides. RefSeq lists its product as uncharacterized. The coding region runs from base 1 to 816 and encodes 271 amino acids. The record is from RefSeq and is a predicted model, not a curated record. NCBI's taxonomy places the organism in Eukaryota, Fungi, Ascomycota, Sordariomycetes, Amphisphaeriales, Sporocadaceae. The transcript has a single exon.